Amphibalanus amphitrite is the source of this 3459-nucleotide messenger RNA. RefSeq names its product spondin-1-like. Gene Ontology annotation, molecular function: serine-type endopeptidase inhibitor activity. The transcript has a single exon. The record is from RefSeq and is a predicted model, not a curated record. Gene Ontology annotation, cellular component: extracellular matrix. Gene Ontology annotation, biological process: cell adhesion. The coding region runs from base 27 to 2534 and encodes 835 amino acids. Lineage: Eukaryota; Metazoa; Arthropoda; Thecostraca; Balanomorpha; Balanidae.
UCGUCGGCCGGCCGCGCGUCGCCACGAUGCCGCUGCCGCGGUGUCCCACCGGCUCGCUGUGUGUGCUACUGGUGCUGGCGGUGCCGGCCCUGGUGGACCUCCCCCUGGCCACCGCGCAGCGCUGUCGUAGGGAGCCGGAGAGUCCGUACGGCCCGCCGCCGGUCAAGACACCCGGUAGUGGCGGGUAUCGAGUCGAGGUGCGCGGAAAUCACACCAAGUACGAGCCCGGUAAGAGAUAUGAGGUGAAACUGGUCAACAUCCAGAACAAGUUUGUGCGCAAGUUCAAGGGGUUCUUCCUGACGGUGGAGCCGUCGGUGCCGGUAGAGUACGGCAUCAUUCAGCAGGUGGGCCAUUUCCGACCGUCCAGCUCAGCUGUGGGCUUCUCGGACGAGUGCGGCACCAACACGGUGACUCAUACGUCCGACUCGCCCAAGUCGCACGUGUCGCUGAUCUGGGUGGCGCCGCCGCCCGGCUCCGGGUGUGUGAUGUUCCGCGCCACUGUAAUCGAGGGUCGCGGAGUGUGGUUCAGCGACGACGGUCCCCUGAGCUACGAGCUCUGCGAGCACGUGCACGAGAACGAGGACGAGCAGCCGACGCCGCUGGACACGUGCUGCGCCUGCGAUGAGGCCAAGUACGAAGUCACCUUCGAGGGCCUGUGGUCGCGCAACACACACCCGCGCGACUUCCCCAUCGACCGGACCGCCGCCGCAUUCAGCGACAUCAUCGGAGCCUCACACUCGGCCGGGUUCCGGUUCUGGGAGUACGGCGGCGUGGCCACGGAGGGAGUUCGUCAGGUGGCCGAGUGGGGAGACACCAAGAAGCUGGAGAACGAGCUGAAGGAGCACAGCGGCGACAUCCGCACCAUCAUCAAGGCGCGCGGUCUCGAGUACCCGAACCUGCAGGGUCGUACGUUCGCCGUGUUCCGCGUGGACCGGCGUCACCACCAGGCGUCGCUGAUGUCGCGCCUGAAGCCGUCGCCCGACUGGCUGGUCGGUGUGUCUGCCAUGGAGCUCUGUCUGCGCAACUGCAGCUGGGCAGAGCGCCAGGUGCUCAACCUGCGACCCUGGGACGCCGGCACCAAGAACGGCGACUCCUACCUGGGCUCCUACCCGCCGACCAACCCCAAACAGAAGAUCCAGCGCAUCACCAGCAAGUGGCCGGCCAACUCGCCGUUCUACGAUCCGACUGGUGGUGAGAUACCGCCGCUGGCGCGGCUCGUGCUCAAGCGCCAGCGGGUGUACGAGCGAGACUGCGGCACCGGCCACGCGGGCCCGGCCGCCGCCAGCCUCUCUGACUGCGCCACCACCACUUGGAGCGACUGGUCGGCCUGCUCAGCCACCUGCGGGCAGGGCCGCAGGACGCGCCGCCGCCACUACCGCAACCGGACACACGCCACCAUGUUCUACUGCCAGGUAGCGCUGGAGGAGACGAGCGUGUGCUCGGCCAGCAUUCCAUGCGACACGUACGGAGCGUUCGACUUUGGCGGCGGUGUCGGCGCCGGUGGGGGCACCAGCAGUAGCGCGAACCGGUGGCUCGGCUCCGGAUCAGACGGGCUCGACACCGGCUACGGCGUCCCGAUGUCCGGUAUGGCAGGUCAGGAUGUCUGCGCGCUGGACGAGUGGUCCCAGUGGGGCCCGUGCUCGACCACGUGCGGCCCGGGCAUCCGCCGACGCACGCGUAACUUCAAGUCACACCUCGGUCGCAAGCGGUGCUCGGAAGAGACCACCGAGAUCCAGGACUGCAGUGACCAGAACCCGCCGUGCCUGACCUACGAGGAGAUUCCGCCCGGCUGCGAGGUGGUCCCCUGGAGCGAGUGGUCGCCCUGCUCGGUCUCCUGCGGCGGGCCCGGCGAGCGGGUGCGCGUGCGAACGUUCAUGCGCGAGCCCGACUCUCCGGAUCGCUGCGCGGGCGUCAAGCGGCGGGAUACGGUGACCUGUCUGCCGCCGCGCAGCGACUGCCGCCUGGCGCGCAGCGAGGCGAUCGCCGUGUGCAAGGAGCCGCUGGACGUGGGCAGCUGCCGCCUGAACCUGGAGCGCUGGUACUACUCGGAACAGGACGGCCACUGCGUGCGCUUCCUCUACGGCGGCUGCCGGGGCAACCGGAACAACUUUGAGACCGCCAAGGAGUGCGAGGAGACCUGCGAGAGCCUGUCGGGCCUGUCGGGCCGCUCGCGCUCCUACGGUAGUGAGCUGGGUACCUCGUACAUGGGUCCGGCCGGCGGUAGCGACUCAAGCAUGUACGGUAUGCCGCAGUAUACGCCAAACGGUGGCUUCGACUCGGAGCUGAGUCGCCACUCGGAGUUGUUCAGCUCGUCACAAGUUAUCAACCCUCUGCUGGAUCGCGGUGUACGCAGCCACUCGCACCACUGUGCCGUGGAGCCGUGGGGCGCCUGGAGUCCGUGCUCGGCCUCGUGUGGCAGAGGUACUCAAGUGCGUCGGCGCCGGCCGCGCUACCCGGGGCGAGCCGGCUCAGCGGGCUGCGGCCGGCGCCGGCUGGAGCGACACAGGCACUGCCGCCACCUGCCGCCCUGCUGAGGGGGUUCUAGCAACCCUGCUGAGGAUAGUGGCCAUCCGUGCUGAGGGACCGGUUCCCUGCCGAAGGUCGGUCAUCCCGGCUGAGGGCUUUGUUAGUGGUUACCCCUGCAGUGACCCUAAGUGGUUGGCGGUGACUUGGACCCGUGGCUGGAGGGGACAACGAAUGCCCUCGAGCGGCUGGGAUGUCUCAGUCGAGAAGUUUAUCGGACGGUGUUUGCUUUCAUUGGUCAGUGACGUGCGGUGCGCAAUGGCGCUCUGGUUAAGUGUUCCCAUUGAUACAUGUCUGGUGAGAUGAGAGGCGAGAGCUGAGAUCACCGCUUACCGAGAAGGAGGAAGCACGCGACAUUGUCAGAGAUUGUGACGGAGUGGCCCACGGCAGUAGGUUUAUGACAUCCCUGCCGUUUUCUGGCUGGGUCGCCGUUGUUUAUUUGAUCGAGGUCGACUCGCUCGCUGCACCAGACUAUGGGUCGCUGGUGUAGCAUAGAGUUGUACUUGUCACGGACGCUUCUGGUGCUCGGUACGUGCGGUUCUGGAGCUCGUCACUGUUCUAGUCGAGUAGUGUUACGUAAUAUUGCUGUUAGCGGCUGGGCAGCUGUGCCCCUCGGCAUCGCGCAGCCCAGGUUGGGCUGCUCUGCAGUUAGGUCGAGCUGCACGACCCCCAGUGCGGAGGUGUUCUGUUGGUUAUAAAUUAUAGCCCCUCGAGGGUAGACCGUCAGUAUUUGGAGCUGUUUGUUGGAUAAAGCUCCGUCGGCUUCCCCUGUGGAUUUCUAGAUCUGCCAGGUGGAUGAAAAUACUGACCGUACUUGAGGAAUGUUUUAUCAUUCUAAGUGGAGACGCUAGUUUCCAUUUCUUUUCUCUCAAGUCAGUUUAUUGUGAUCAGAUGUGUGAAUCUCAUCCAAUAAAUGGUCGAAAGCUUUUGAAUAAA